This is a messenger RNA of Cyphellophora europaea CBS 101466, 606 nucleotides long. RefSeq lists its product as uncharacterized. Lineage: Eukaryota; Fungi; Ascomycota; Eurotiomycetes; Chaetothyriales; Cyphellophoraceae. Gene Ontology annotation, cellular component: GET complex. The transcript is spliced from 3 exons. The record is from RefSeq and is a predicted model, not a curated record. The coding region runs from base 1 to 606 and encodes 201 amino acids. Gene Ontology annotation, biological process: tail-anchored membrane protein insertion into ER membrane.
AUGUCUCUACUCGUAGUUGUGUUCCUCCUCGAACUCGCGCUGUACCUCAUCACCACAGUUGGUGCGAAGCCGAUCAAUGAGUUGCUAUGGCAGCUUUGGUGUAGGACGCCAUUUGGCCACUCCAAAGAUUUUCAAGACCAGAUCCGACUUCGACGAGAUGUCGUCAACAAGAAGCGGGAGCUUGCGGGCAUUAGUGCGCAAGACGAUUUCGCGAAGUGGGCCAAGCUGCGACGACAACACGACAAGGCACUGGAAGAGCAUGAUAAGAAAGCCGCUGCCGUCAGCGCUGGCCGCAGCAACUUUGACUCUCGAGCCACUAUGUUUCGCUGGGCGUGCACAAGUGGUGUCAAAUUUCUUUUACAGUUCUGGCACGCAAAGACGCCCAUCUAUACCUACCCUCGCGAGUGGUUCCCAUGGCCCAUCGAAUUCAUUCUCGGCUUCCCUCGCUGCCCGUAUGGCGGGGUGAGCAUCAACAUCUGGAGCAACUCAUGCGCUCUUGUCAUUGCUUUAGUAGGCGAGCUUGUUGCAUACGCAUCCCGCUACGUGCAGGAGAUCCGGAGCAGACAGCCACAGAAGGUAGCAAUGGAGGCAAAGAAGGCCAAAUAG